This is a messenger RNA of Lytechinus pictus (painted urchin), 2618 nucleotides long. RefSeq names its product D(2)-like dopamine receptor. Gene Ontology annotation, cellular component: plasma membrane. The transcript has a single exon. The record is from RefSeq and is a predicted model, not a curated record. Gene Ontology annotation, molecular function: neuropeptide Y receptor activity. Lineage: Eukaryota; Metazoa; Echinodermata; Echinoidea; Temnopleuroida; Toxopneustidae. The coding region runs from base 1440 to 2594 and encodes 384 amino acids. Gene Ontology annotation, biological process: adenylate cyclase-activating adrenergic receptor signaling pathway.
UUCAAAGUUUCAAACCAUUAUAUACCAUUCCAUUAUAAUCCUUUCCAUUCCAUUAAAACUUUUUCACUCCAUUGUAUUCUACACCAAUCAAUUCCAUUCGAAUCCAUCCCAUUGCAAUCCUUAACAUUCCAUUCCAAGUCAUUUCAUUCCAUUUCAUUUUAUUUCGUUCCAUUCCAUUCUAUUCUCAUUACAAUUUAAUUCAAUUCAAACAAUUUCAUUUCAUUCUGUUAUAUUUCAUUCCAUUUUAUUCCAUUAAAACCAUUCCAUUCAUGCCAUUUCAUUCCAGUUCAUACCCAUCCUAUUCCAUUCAAUUCCAACCAUUAAAUUCCAUUCGAUUAUAAUCCUUAACAUUUCAUUCAAACCAUUUCACUCCUUUGUAUUCUAUGCUAUUCCAUUCCCAUUCAUCCCAUUACAGUCCAUUCCAGAACAUUCCAUUCCAAUUCAUUUUAUUCAUUUUCUUUUCAUUUUACCCCUUUCCAUUAUAAUCUAAUCGGUUCCAUAUCAGUACAAUCCAUUCCAUCCCAAGUAACUUCAUUCCAUUUCAUUUUAUCUUAUUUCGUUUCCAUUCCAUUUUAUUCUCUUCCAUUCCAUUCCGAUUCACUUCAUCCAAUUUCAUUCCAUUUCAUUCUAUUCUGUUCUUUCCCAUUUUUCCCCUUUCUAUUCCAUUUUAUUGUAUUCUGUUUCUUUUCAUUCCAUUAUUGUAGUCUAUUCUAUCCCAUACUGUUCACUCUUUCCCCAUUCUAUUCUGUGAUUUCGCCUGUAUUCUACUCUGACCAAAAAAACCUGGUCCGUUUGUCUAGGUACAGGUGAGAACAAACCAAAGUAUGUCAUAUAUGGAACCAGGUCGGGUCAAUCUUACUUUUACACCAAACCUUGAGAAAUCGACAAGGGAGAGGCCUAAAGCUGAAACCUCAUGUUGAAAUGUAGCCAAAUAGAAGAUAUUUAGAUUGCAAUCAGUCCAGGUUGUCAUAAAAUCGUCUUGGCUCGUUAACAAAAAGACCUCUAAGGUCAUUGGUUCAAAUUUGUUGAAUCGUUGACGUGCUGGACUUGCAGUCGUAAACCUACCUGAGCAAAGUCGUAACUCCCACUUUGCUGGUCUGAUACGGAAAUAUUGGUCUUCCUUAAACGAUCACCUGAGGAUUUUAAUUUUUAGUUCGAUAAAUUUGAAUUUGAUAAAAUUGUGUUUUUUUUUCCAAUACAUUAGUUGUGAUGGGAAAAAUCGAAAAAUUAAAGUAAUACAUACAUUCAUAUUGCAAAAGUUAUCGUUAUACAGAUCAUACUGAUGUAGAAUAAUAUAAAGAUAGUUGAAGAGACUUAUAUUACUUCUAUUACUUCUAUAUUUCCUUCAGGGUACCAAAUAGCUGGGUAACCGAAAUACACAUUCAUCUUUAUUUUCUGCAGGAAUGGACAAAAUCAGUUUCUAGUGACACCCAUCAACUAUGUCGGACCAUCUAGGAACUAUGGUUACACCUACCAACCUCAUCAUCAGUGAUCCCUUCCAAGGACCUGACAUCGUCCUCGUCAUCGUCCUGUCGCUACUAGCGCUAUGUGGGGCCUUUGGCAACGCUCUCGUCAUCGUUGCCAUCUACAAGACGCGCGCUCUUCACACCGUCACCAACUAUUUCAUCGUCAGCCUGGCCUGUGCUGACUUGUUUGUAAGUACUUGUAUCAUGCCUUUCGCCGUUGUCACCCAGAGUUUGAACGGACGUUGGUUGUUUGGACAGGUCUUCUGUUCUAUAUGGUCCUCACUGGACAUCCUCUGCUGCACGGCAUCAACGCUUAAUCUAUGCGCAGUCAGCGUAGACCGUUAUAUCGCAAUUACGUCACCGCUGAAAUAUCACGUCUCAAUGACGCGAGGAAGGGCGUUGGCAAUAAUUUGUGUCGUGUGGUUGUUUUCCAUGUUUCUGGCGACCACGCAGCUGAUUUGGAAACAGAUUAUUGGGCAGACGAGCGAGGUGAUGCCUGGAUUUGAGAUCUGUCCAUACGCACUCGAUAAAACGUUCCGAAUGUACGCCGCAUCGUCGUCGUUCUUCAUACCUCUGACCGUCGUCAUCAUUCUUUACGCGCGCAUCUUCCGCGUUGCGUACAAACAAGCUCGUCAGAUCAACGCAACGCACGACCAGCUUCAAACGUCGCAUCCGUCACGUUCCCAAAUGGGCAGGCAAGAGUCAAUCGCAAAUGGCAACAACAACGCACCGUCGAACACAUUAUCAAAUCAGUUGCGCAAAGCGUCAAGGAUGUCCAUGGAGUUUGGAAUCGCAUCGCGGGAAGUUUACCCGCAUCGUCAAUCACGCGAAACGAAAGCCUUCAAAACCGUCGCCGCUGUGCUCGGCGCCUUUAUUAUCUGUUGGAUACCAUUUGCUGUGACGUUUGUAGUGGAAGCUUACUGUUCAAAGUGUAAUCUGCCAGUUAAAAUGAUGGAUACUUUCUUAUGGCUUGGUUACGUCAACAGCGUCGUGAAUCCCAUUAUAUAUGCGUUCUUUAAUCGGACCUUCCGCACAUCAUUCAUUCGAGUAUUGGGUCUGCAAAGUCGCACAAGUUGUUGUGGGCACACGUUUGAUGAAGACGAUUAUAGGUCGACGAUGAUGACCUAGUUUUCAAAACAUCGUCUUAAUCAU